UUCCCAACGAUUAGUUGUUGUUAGACUCGACUGGAGUUUACUGUUCAUUCAGUUUCAUUUUGAGCAGGUUGACUGUAUCUGUUUAUAUUAUUUUAGGUUAUGAUGUAAAUUUAAUUGGAAUGUUGUUACAUUUGAAGACUUUGAACAAUAUUUGUGAUCAUGACCGAUGACAAGGAUGCGGUAGAUCAGAAAAUUUACAGUAGUGAAUCAGGUAAAGAAAUUGAGCAAAGCCAAGAAGCAGAAGCGGAUUACUAUGCUUUGAAAAAAUGGGAGCUUGGAUUUUUAAGGCGAGAAUGUGUUAAUCUGGGAUUGGAAGUGUUCUACAAUAAGUACAUGGCAAGAGUACAGCGGAGCUAUCUGUCGAUAUUUGUUGUACUCCAAACUUUUAUCAGUAUAGCUCAUGUAGUUGUGAUAGUAACCGGAGAUCAACACCCCACUGCUGCCAUACAUCCUGAUUUAAUCUGCUAUACUUUUGGAAGCUUGAUAGUCUGGAUUUCUUUGUUUGCAGCGUUUAAAGAAAGACUGAUAAAAGCGCAUCCAUGGGUGCCAUACGUAACAUCAUGCGCUGCAAUUUUUACGCUUAUCGUAACCGAUAUUAUGAUACCACUCUACCAUGCAGUCGUUUCCUUCAUGAAUCCACCACUAAGGCCAUCAUAUGCCAGUCAUACAAUAUUCGCAAUUUACAUUUUCCUACCACUAAGCGAAAACUAUCAUGUUAUGAUACUGGGUGGCGCUACCACCAUAUGCUAUUUGAUAAUAAUGGCAUUGAUUUCUUAUCGUCUGGAAUCUGAUGUGAUCAUCAAAGUGGCAACAGAGUUAAUUUAUUUUUUAUGUCUUAAUCUAUUUGGACUGUAUUUUCGCUUAAUCAACGAAGUUGCUAUCAGACGCACUUUUUUGGACCGCAGGGAAUUGGUUGAAGGAAAUCUCCUGUUGAAAUUUGCAAGAAAUCAAGAGAAAGAAUUACUGUUAAGUAUUUUACCGGAGCAUACCGCAGAAUUAAUGGAGAAAGACAUACGAGUGAUGAUUGAAAAAAUGCGCAGCAGGCAUCAUAACAACAUCAACCCGCAUAAUUUUUUCAGAACUGGAACACAGUGGCGAUCUAUAAACAAACUCUACGUACAAAAACACACAAACGUUACAAUUCUUUACGCUGACGUGGUCAACUACACAUUUAUCACCACGCAGUUACCGGUGAAAUCUCUGGUUGAUGUACUUCACGAACUGUUUGUCAAAUUCGAUGAGGCUGCCAAGGAAUUCAAUGUGCUGAGAAUAAAAUUCUUAGGCGACUGCUAUUAUUGCGUUUCUGGAGUCCCUAUCAAGAACAAGCAUCAUGCGAAAAGCUGCGUUGAUUUAGGACUACGAAUGAUUAAAGAUAUUCGUGAUGUGCGAAUGUCCAGAGAUCUUAAUAUAGACAUGCGAAUCGGAAUUCAUUCAGGCAGUAUUAUUUCUGGAGUGAUAGGAGCGUGUAAAUGGCAAUAUGACAUUUGGUCCAGAGAUGUUAUUAUUGCAAAUAAAAUGGAAUCCACUGGUGAAGCUGGAAAGGUGCAUGUUACGAUGCAGACUUUGGAACUACUGGAUGGAGAGUACAUAUAUGAGGAUGGCACAGAUAAGGCUAAAGCGGAUCCAGUGUUAAUAAAGCACAAUAUUCAAACGUACCUAAUAGUUCCACAGUUCAGUGAUGAUAGCAAUUACUACGCACUGUCUGAUUCCGCUACAAGUAGUCGACUAUCUGUCGGAGUAAAAAGGAAAACUAUACAGAUAAAGAAAGAAAGAAGCCAAGUGACGCGUAAUUUCAUGCAAAAUUCAAUGGAACAAUUUCGUGAAAUUAUGAAGCAAACUAACGUUGAAAUGGCGAAAGAAUUAGAUCGAAUGCCAAUAGGAAAAUUUCAAUUCAAUAAAAUAUUUUCGACGAGCCGUGACACUAUUCAGCAACACACAUCAGUCUCGCAAUAUUAUUCGAAUGGUUAUACAAACAAUGAUACGAUCAGUGAUAGUCGCUUGGAUAACUUAUCGACGUUUUUCAUGUGUUUCGAAAAUAAACGUUGGGAAUGGUUAUUCAUGAAAGAACCGGAUCUCAUGCUUAAGUAUAGUGUGCUUAUGAGCUUUAUAGUAUUCGUAUGUAUUUUUCUAAUACAGGUGCUCGACAAGGCGUCCGGAUUCUACUUUUGGCUAAUUAUGACACUGUCCGGACUGAUAUUGUUCUGCUUCAUACCGAUAACGUGGUUCAAAAAAUUAUGGGACAUUUAUACACCAUAUUCAUCUGAAGAUUUAUUGCGGAUCCGGAAACCUAGUAACAUACUUCUUCGAAAGUUCUAUGACUUUUCGAAUAGUGUCAUGCGGAGCUUCACGUUUCGGACACUUAUCUAUCUCGUUACGAUAGGCAUACUUGUUACAUGUUCAUUGGCAUAUUUGGUUGAAUGCAAUUAUGAAACCAUCGAAAAGGAACAAGACAAUGAGACUGUACAUAAGGAAUCGCUCUUUGUGAAGGACUUCUGUUCCAACUCAUGGUCUGUUAGUCAAUGCCUUACUCUAGCCAUUGGAAUGGCAUUUUUGUUUCUGCGAAUCCAUUAUCUAUUAAAAGCAGCAUGUGGAUUGACAAUACUGCUCUUCUACUCAUGGGCUAUAUUCGAUGAGCUGCAUUAUAUCUAUGAACACAGUGCCAGUAUGAACCCAGGAAUGAAUCCCAAAGUUGCUCAUUUAUUGCUGGUUGUCUUCACCGUAAUUGUAUUUCAAUGGAUAGAUCGUCAAUCAGAAUACAUUGCGAGAGUUGAUUAUAAUUGGAAAAGACAGCUUUUAAAACAAAAAGAAGAAGCCGAAGUUACCAAACAGACGAACAAAAUCUUAGUAGAAAACAUAUUACCUACACAUGUUGCUGAAAUAUACAUUAAUCGCCAAUUGAAGAACGAAUUUUACAACGAGGAAUACAAAAACGUGGCGGUAAUGUUUGCAACAAUCACAAAUAUGGAUAUAAAUACGGACAUCUCCGUAGAAAACGAAAAGAGCGUACUUAAAGUAUUGAACGAAAUUAUUUGUGAUUUUGACGAAAAAUUACAAUAUUUCGACGGUUACCUUAAAGUAGAAAAGAUAAAAGUAGCAGGAUGGACAUACAUGGCAGCGUGCGGUUUGGAUCCCGGCCGAUGUGAUUCGUCAUCCUCACUUGGACCGUACCGCUCGGUUUCUGGUAUCACGAGAACCUCAUUGAUGACUAACGGACGGCGAAGUUUGAAUCCCAGAACAUCGGAUAUAUCGCCGCAGCUUCUACGUAGAAACAAUUCUAGCACAAGACAUAGUAAUAAUGUAACAAUCGUAAUGACCGAAUUCGCAUUAGAGUUGAUGAAAGUUUUACGAGACUUCAGCAUAGAAAAUUUUAAACAAACGAAUCCUGGGUUGUUAAGAGUAGGUAUAUCAAAUGGAAAAGUGAUGGCGGGAGUAGUCGGUUCAAGUAAACCCUUAUACGAUAUAUGGGGCAAUGCUGUUAACAUGGCUUCUCGAAUGGAUUCCACGGGUAUUCCAGGAAAAAUUCAAGUAACUAAGGAAAGUGCUGAAAUUAUUCAAAGUUAUGGAUAUCAAUGUGAAUAUAGAGGGGAAAUAUUUGUGAAAGGAAGAGGUAAAAUUCCAACAUAUUUUGUUAAUGUAAAUGAUAACUUUGAACUAGUUAAAUCCCCAUCUGCUGCAUCUACUGAUGAGGUUUCAACAAAACUAUGAUAUAGC
Aedes albopictus (Asian tiger mosquito) is the source of this 3711-nucleotide messenger RNA. RefSeq names its product adenylyl cyclase X E (gene ACXD). Gene Ontology annotation, cellular component: plasma membrane. Gene Ontology annotation, molecular function: adenylate cyclase activity. The record is from RefSeq and is a predicted model, not a curated record. The transcript is spliced from 16 exons. Lineage: Eukaryota; Metazoa; Arthropoda; Insecta; Diptera; Culicidae. Gene Ontology annotation, biological process: intracellular signal transduction; adenylate cyclase-activating G protein-coupled receptor signaling pathway; adenylate cyclase-inhibiting G protein-coupled receptor signaling pathway. Bases 160 to 3705 code for a protein of 1181 amino acids.